AUGCCGUGCUCGGGAUGUGGUUCUGACGAAGCGGCCGAGGACGCGGGCUGCUGCUCAAAGUGUCUUAGCGGCACGCGAUCGUGCUGCGGCCGGUUCUGGGGCGGCUGGGUUGACUUUAUUUGCCAAAGCAACAUCAUCGAGCUUGCCAUUGGCGUUGCCGUCGGCAUUGCUUUCGAAGAGCUGAUCGCGUCGUUCACAGACAGCUUCAUCAAGCCAGGCGCCGGCCGCAUGAAAGAUGGACACGAUCGCCCUUCCCGCAGCCGCGGCUGCCCCGUUGCCACUCUAAGGCAGGAGUUCACCAUCUCAGCCUUUCUGGACCACCUCGUCUCGUUUGCACUCACCAUGCUUGUACUCUACACCGCCUUUUGGAGGCCCUACCUGAAGUACCAUGCUCACAGAGAACAGAAGUCUUCGGCCAAGGUGGAGAGCGAGACCAGGAUCCCUCCCGACGAGCGGGUUAUCCUCGCGGCAAUCCUCGAGGAGCUGAAGGCGCAGAAUGGCGCCGCGGGAGGGAAACCGCCGACUUCAGAGCUCCGGGAACUUAGUGACUGCUCCUUUCUCUUUGGCCUUGGAGCUGCGCGCGGACCAGUGCUCUAA
Emiliania huxleyi CCMP1516 is the source of this 597-nucleotide messenger RNA. RefSeq lists its product as hypothetical. The transcript has 2 exons. Gene Ontology annotation, molecular function: mechanosensitive monoatomic ion channel activity. Bases 1 to 597 code for a protein of 198 amino acids. NCBI's taxonomy places the organism in Eukaryota, Haptophyta, Isochrysidales, Noelaerhabdaceae. The record is from RefSeq and is a predicted model, not a curated record. Gene Ontology annotation, biological process: intracellular water homeostasis; monoatomic ion transport.